CCAUUCUAGACAGUCCUUUAUAUUGACCAAAUUUAAUUAUAUCUGUCUCUGGUGAAUUGUUUUUACCAAACUUCUUUCAUAUAAAGCUCAUUAAAAUCCAGCUCUUGCUUACCUAUCUAAGCUCAAUACCUCCUGCUCCCACUCCUAACCUUGCUCCUUACCCUAUAUUCUACACACACUGGCUCUUUAACAUUAUGUUAAUAGAUUGUUUUCUUUUAUGUGCCAUAUGAAGGUUGUCUUCUUUGGUCUUGGUCAAGUACUCAUUUUUAAGACCCAGCCUAAAUGUCGCUUGUCCCAUUCUCUAACCAUCUCCCUAUAGCACAAGCAAAGUUAGUUGUUUCUUUUUGUGGGUUUUAAGAAUCCUUUGUUCUUAUUUCAUAUAUAGCAUUUAUUUCAUUUUAUAUUAUUACUUGUUAUAUAGUUGGCAGCAGUAUUUGCUGAGGAAGAGGAAUGGUUCAGAGAUGGCAAUUGUGUUCUUUUAUUUUGAAAAUUUGGCCAACUAGGAACACCUUUAAUGUCUUCUGAUUUUGUUCUUAAAAUUCAGCCAAAAGCUUAAUCUAUAAAUGUAUUUUCUGUAGGAGAAAAUAUGGAGAAGGCUUGUGCAACCAAGGAAGAAGUCAAAGAAGUCAGUAUUGAAGAUAAAGGUGUUGAUGUAGAUCCAGAAAAACUGGAAAUGGAGAGUAAACAUCAUAGAAAUUUGCUAUUUCAAGAUUGUGAAAAAGAGCAAGAGAACAAAACAAAAGAUCCAACCCAUGAUGUUAAAACCCCCAAUACAGAAACGAGGACCAGUUGCUUAAUUAAAUAUAAUGUGUCUAGUACGCCAUACUUGCAAAGUGUGAAAAAGAAGGUGCAGUUUGAUGAAACAAAUUCCGCAUUUAAAGAGCUGAAGUUUUUAACACCAGUGAGACGUUCUCGACGUCUUCAAGAGAAAACUUCUAAAUUGCCAGAUAUGUUAAAAGAUCAUUAUCCUUGUGUGUCUUCAUUGGAACAGCUAACGGAGUUGGGAAGAGAAACCGAUGCUUUUGUAUGCCGCCCUAAUGCAGCACUGUGCCGAGUGUACUAUGAGGCUGAUACACCAUAACAGAAAUAAAGCUCUGAUAGGGAACGGGGUUUUUAUUAUGUGUGGGGUAUUUUGUUUUGAGUAGCUUUAUAUUGCCCUUAGGUCUGGAGUUGGCCUUGUACCUAUGUAUCCUAAGUAUUCACGGCAGUGAACUCCUUUAUUAACAUUCAUGUUAUGGCAAGAGUUGUCCUGUUCUGCAUUGGAAAGCUAAUCCUACCUUGUCAAUCUCAACCGACUAUUUUUUUUCUUUCAGAUAGGUAAAUUUUGUCAGCUAGUUUACUAUGUUCCUUGAAUAUAAACAGUUUAUAAUACUACCCUGUUUGCUUUACUAAGUAUAAGUACAGUAAUGAUGCAUCACUAGCAAAUGAGGUAUUCUAGGUAAAAUGUGUAUGUUUGCCUUGACAUGUUUUUAAAAGUGAUGAUGUACCUCUGCCUUUAAACAGAAUGCUAUUUUUUUUUUUCUUUUGGCCUUUCUUGGAUUAAUCAAAAAUUGUAUAGAAUGACUCACUUGGAGUACUAAGACACAGGAGGUUUAGCUUGCUUUACCAAAUUCAUGUUACCCAGACUUGUGUUCUCUUGUGUCCCUUGGACUGCAUGUUGAUUGAUGAAAAGUGUCUGUACUGUCACUUUUUGUCAGUAGUAGUCUGUGGUCUCGUGGCCUCUUUAGAUUAUAAUUGGGGUCACCAAGAAGGAUACUUAAUUAAAUAUCCCAUUUCUAAGAGAAGAUACUUUGUGUGAGAAAGGAAAGAUGCCAGAUUUAGUGGUUUAACUUCUGUAACUUCACUUGAUAGAUUUUAAGCAAUUAGAAUGGACUUAGGGAAAGAAUAUAUCAUACUGAAUAAAUGUCAUUCUAGUUUAGACAGCUUUCUAAAAUACCUGAUACUAAUACUUGUUUUGUUCCCUAUAACAUAAAAACUUCACUGUUAAGUCAUGUCCCCUGAAACAUGAUAGUUACAUACACAGUUUUCUCUCCACACAUAAAUAACACUACUAAAGUUGUUUUGUAAGGUUCCAAACUAAUAAUUAUAUGGCACAUAUCUGUCAACUCUGCAGUUUCAAUUAAGUGACUUUUUAAUUGUAAAAGAUUAGUUUAAAAACUGUAUGAAUGUGGUUGAAGAUCACAUGCUUAGUCGUUUUUAUGUUCAUUCCAUUUGUAUAUCUCUUUUUCUAUUUAUUGACUUCUCAUGUUCUAGAGAGUAGGACUUUUAUUCUGUGUACUGAUAUAUAUACAAUUAAAAUAUCUGUAUAAU
Molecule: messenger RNA, 2310 nt
Organism: Piliocolobus tephrosceles (Ugandan red Colobus)
Lineage: Eukaryota; Metazoa; Chordata; Mammalia; Primates; Cercopithecidae
Product: cytoskeleton-associated protein 2-like
Exons: 2
Coding region: 587-1081 (164 amino acids)
Biological process (GO): negative regulation of microtubule depolymerization
Cellular component (GO): microtubule cytoskeleton
Source: RefSeq, a predicted model, not a curated record